Messenger RNA from Terrapene triunguis (Three-toed box turtle), 3032 nucleotides. RefSeq names its product phosphatidylinositol transfer protein cytoplasmic 1 (gene PITPNC1). Gene Ontology annotation, cellular component: cytoplasm. Lineage: Eukaryota; Metazoa; Chordata; Testudines; Emydidae. Bases 682 to 1623 code for a protein of 313 amino acids. The record is from RefSeq and is a predicted model, not a curated record. The transcript is spliced from 9 exons. Gene Ontology annotation, biological process: phospholipid transport. Gene Ontology annotation, molecular function: phosphatidylinositol transfer activity; phosphatidylinositol binding.
CAGAGACUCCUCAGUUCUGCUAGCUACAACUCACACACACAGAGCUGUGGUGGGGGAAACCCAAGCCCCAGGAAGGAUCAAAGGUGUGUGUGGGGGGAAAUAUCAGGCAGCAGAUCCAGUCUCUCCCCCACAGUGCAGAACUGGUGCGUGCAUAAUAGCAGCUGUAAUACAGAGAGGAAGAGGGAGCCUUGUUUAUCAGCUUGUAAAGGAAACGUUAUAAAGCCUUUGUCUUGGAAGUAAGCAUCUCAUCCUUGCUGCUGCCACUGCUCCAAUGUGCUGCUGUUGGUGACAUUAAUAUUUUAGGCUGGUUGUGGGUUUUUUUGGUUUCUCCAGGCAUGUCUUGAUAUAGCUGAAAAGGAACUGUCGUUUUAAUACAUUUCCAGCGGAUGUCUUUGACUUUAAAGAUCGCAUUUGAUGUUUGAGACUUCUUUGUGUGUAUGUAUGUGUGAAAUUCACAUGAUCUCAGUUUGAAGGAGGAAGAACUGGAAGAAAGGAGCAGUUGUAUUGGUUUUUCUUCUUGCUGGGUCAUCCCUCCUGGAUGAUAGUGUUGGGGUCUUUUGAACACAUUGUCAAGUACACACUCGACCAGGGGCUUGAUUCAUUUUUUGGGUUUUGUUUUUGCCUUGAUCAGAGUGCAGAAAUAACCACUCUUCUCCAGCUUUGCUGAUUUGCAGCAGAAAUAUGCUCUUGAAGGAGUACCGGAUCUGUAUGCCUUUGACAGUUGAAGAGUACAGAAUUGGACAGCUGUACAUGAUCAGUAAGCAUAGCCAUGAGCAGAGUGACCGAGGGGAGGGCGUGGAAGUCGUGCAGAAUGAACCCUAUGAAGAUCCAAAUCAUGGCAAUGGUCAGCUAACAGAAAAACGGGUCUAUCUCAACAGCAAACUACCUAGCUGGGCCAGAGCAGUUGUUCCCAAAAUAUUUUACAUUACAGAGAAGGCUUGGAAUUAUUACCCAUAUACAAUCACAGAAUACACAUGCUCAUUUUUGCCUAAAUUCUCCAUUCACGUAGAAACAAAAUAUGAGGACAACAAAGGAAGCAAUGACAAUAUUUUUGACAACGAAGCCAAAGAUCUUGAGCGGGAAGUCUGCUUUAUCGAUAUUGCCUGUGACGAAAUCCCUGAGCGCUAUUACAAAGAAUCGGAGGAUCCUAAACAUUUCAAGUCAGAGAAGACGGGGAGAGGCCUCUUAAAAGAAGGCUGGAGGGAGACACACCAGCCGAUCAUGUGCUCCUACAAACUGGUGACUGUGAAAUUUGAAGUCUGGGGACUUCAAACUAGAGUAGAACAAUUUGUACAUAAGGUGGUCAGAGAUAUAUUAAUGAUUGGUCACCGACAGGCUUUUGCAUGGGUUGAUGAGUGGUAUGACAUGACAAUGGAUGAAGUCCGAGAAUUUGAACGUGCAACUCAGGAAGCCACCAACGAGAAAAUUGGGAUUUUCCCACCUGCAAUAUCUAUCUCUAACAUUUCCCUGCCUUCGUCAACCCGUAGUGCUCCUUCUAGUGCUCCAUCCACUCCUCUGUCCUCAGAUGCUCCUGAAUUCCUAUCAGUUCCCAAAGACCGACCUCGGAAAAAAUCUGCUCCAGAAACCCUCACACUUCCAGACCCAGAGAAAAAAGCACUUUAAAUUUAACCUAGCAUGUUUCCUUCUGACAAGCCAUGUCUGCCAGAACAAGAGUAACUUAACAUUUACAAAGCUCGGUGUGGUUGUUUGUUUGGAUUUUUUAAACGAUUUUACCGAUCUAGAAAGAUGAUUUCUUUAACUCAGACUUGUUCCUUAAAAUCCUUAAAUAAGUGCAUGUGAGAGAACAUAGUUCAUAUAUUCUGAUUCCCAAAGUAAAGCUCAAAGCCAUAUGGCACAUGCUAUUAAUGUGAAAUUAAAUAGUCUGAGAAUAGCCUGCAAUUGUGAUUGGAAAUGCUGUAGGUAUUUAAUAAAGCUGACAAGGAUUUCUGAAGGGAACUAGUGUCAAUUUAGGUGCAGGGUUAAGUUAAAGAGUUAAAAAUCCAAUUUUCUCCUAUUAUAUCGGAAUUUCUAAAAAUUUUCUACUCUCAGGCUUAUCAUGUCUAAUCAUAAACCUUUGAACUGCUACUCAUUGAUACUUGAACACCAACAGCAAUUAUUCAAAUUCAGAUGUUGCUUAAUAUGACUCAGGAUUUGGGGCCUAGCUAACACAAACUUUAAACUUUUUAAAACUAAAUAACCAAUGCACCAAGGCUCCAUUUGUAAUUAAUAAUACUGACUUUAAGGCCAUUGAACUAUUUAUACCUUGCACAGAAUUUAUAAAAGAUUCCACCCAUUUCUUGUUUAUAUUGUAUUUUACUAGUUCUCCCCAGUCCUCUUGUGAUCUCUCAAGUAUGUGCUGGUGUUUGUAACCCCUGCUCCAGAUAUAAAAAAGAUGGAAACACAAGCAGCUAAAUAGUUUAAAGAGUCCAAAUAAUGCAAGGGUCUGCUCCCAAUGGAGCUGUCAUCACUGCAUUCCGGUCAUUCAUUCAAGUCCUAUGAGCUCCUGUCUAAUCACAAUGAAACCAGCUUUCAGGGUCUGAUCCAAAUCCCACUGAAGCCAGUGGGAAGACUCCCAUUGCCUUAAAUGGGCUUUGGCUCAGGCCCUAAAUAACCACUCGAGGGAUUGUAAAAAAAUCUGGAGUUUAACGAGGGAGGUCUUCUACUAAAGGGGGGGAAGAAUGGUACUUAGUACAUUUGGGGAUACUUUAGGACAAUCUCUUAAGAUAUGUGGGUACCUAAUAAGGAUAGUCUCCUGUACAGAUUUCACUGUACUAAUCAGCGCUGAAUGUAUAUUAUGCUAUGGUGUUUUACCAGACGCAGAAUAGUUGUUGGUUGAGCAUGGAUAGUGAUUAACUAGGCCAUGAUGCUUUGGAACAGCACCUAGGAGUAAAGAUUCUGAAAAUAAACAUUUUUUAUAUGUCCACCAUUGGAAAGUUCUUUAAAGAUCUUCAGUCACGACCUUUGCUCUGCCCUGAUGUGUUACAUAGGGUUACCAUACGUCUGGAUUUUCCCGGACAUGUCCGGCUUUUUGG